AUGAAACAAAAAAUAAAGUCUCUCUUAUUUAUUAAUAUUGCUACCUUUAUCGUUUUAACUUGGAUAUGGCAAAUGAACAACGAUAUGAGCAUGUUUAAUAAAUCUUCGGAUGCGAGCUAUAAUUAUAAUAGAAAAUUAAAUAGAAAAACUUUUCGAUUAUUAGCAAAGUGCGAAGUGGAUAAUUUUUCAAAUAUUGCAGGAUUAAAGGAAAAUAUACCAAAUAAUAUUGUGAACAAAAAAAAAGAUAUGUGUGUUGGUGAGAAAGAACCUAAAGGGGAAAUGAAGUCAUCAAAUAGGAAUUUAUUAAAUACAUUCAUACGUAACAAAAAAGAUACGAAAAAUAAAUCAUGUAUAUUUGAAACAAAAAAAUAUUCCCGUUUGGAAAAUAAAAUAUUCAAAGAACUAGAUUAUAUGGAUUUUCUUAAAAAUAACAGAACAAUUGGCGAUAAGUUGUACAAAAAAUUAACACGUAAAAAAUUGGCAAUACGACUGGCUUCACCUUUAAUCCUGUUUUUGUUGUUAUUAAUAGGAUUCUUAUUAGAUGCAUUUGCGGGCUGCUGGUUUAUUAGGGGCUUGAUGAAGAUACUGAAUUUGUCUUUAGGAUGGAAUAAUUGGUAUAAACCUUUACAUGAUUCUUUAAGGAAUUCACCUUUAGGAGUGUUAUUUAAGUCAAAUCUUAUUACAUUUAAUACAAAUCCAUUACAGAGGGGGUACAUUUACGUAGAGAAUUUUUUUUACUAUCUAAUAUAUUGUAUACCUUUUUUUAUCUUAGGUUUCACAAUUACAUUAGGUAUUGUUUAUUAUCAUAAGAAAGUUAAGAAGUAUAAUGAAAUUAAAUUUAGGAAAAGGUAA
Molecule: messenger RNA, 852 nt
Organism: Plasmodium malariae
Lineage: Eukaryota; Apicomplexa; Aconoidasida; Haemosporida; Plasmodiidae
Product: fam-l protein
Exons: 2
Coding region: 1-852 (283 amino acids)
Source: RefSeq, a predicted model, not a curated record